GGUGAUGAAGUGCUGACCGUCAUUAAAACCAAAGCUCAGUGGCCAGCAUGGCAGCCACUUAACCUGCGAGCUGCUCCCUCGGCAGAGUUUUCUGUGGAUCAGACCCGGCACCUUAUGUCCUUCCUGACUAUGCUCGGGCCCAGCCCAGACUGGAACGUGGGGCUGUCCGGAGAGGACCUUUGUACCAAGGACUGUGGCUGGGUCCAGAGACUUGUCGCAGAUCUCAUACCGUGGGAUGCAGGCACAGACAGCGGUGUCACAUAUGAGUCACCAAACAAGCCCACUGUUCCUCAGGAGAAAAUCCGGCCUCUGACCAGUCUGGACCACCCUCAGAGCCCCUUCUACGACCCAGAAGGGGGCGCAAUUACUCCAGUGGCUCGGGUAAUGGUGGAACGUAUUGCUAGAAAGGGAGAACAGUGUAAUGUGGUGCCAGACACCAUCGACGACAUUGUAGCCGAUAUUGGACAGGAGGAGAAGGAGGAAGACGACACACCGGAGACGUGUAUCUAUUCUGCCUGGUCUCCCUGGUCAGCCUGUAGCAGCGCCACCUGUGACAAAGGUCGCCGAAUGAGGCAGAGGAUGCUAAAGGCUCAGCUGGAUCUCAGCGUACCUUGCCCUCACACCCAGGACUUCCAGCCCUGCAUGGCGCCGGGAUGCAAUAUGGAGGAGCCUUCGACGUGCAUGAUGUCGGAGUGGAUCAGCUGGUCUGCUUGCAGUGUUUCCUGUGGGAUGGGGAUGAGGUCCAGAGAGCGAUACGUCAAACAGUAUCCUGAGGACGGUUCGCUCUGUCAGCUUCAGACUGAGGAGACUGAGAAAUGCGUUGUCAACGACGAAUGCUCUCCCAGCAGCUGUGUAGUGACAGAGUGGGGAGAGUGGGACCCCUGCAGCAUCACCUGCGGUGUUGGCAUGAGAAGACGUGAGCGCAUGGUGAAGAUGCCCCCUAUAGACGGAUCCAUGUGUAAAACCGAGGUGGCCGAGGUGGAGAAGUGCAUGAUGCCAGAAUGCCACACUAUCCCCUGCAUGCUGUCCCCCUGGUCGGAUUGGAGUGAGUGCAGUGUGACGUGCGGCCGGGGAGUUCGAAACCGUCAGAGGAUGCUGAAGUCGGAUCCUGCUGAGUGCACCGAGGAGCUGGAGCAAACCGAGAAAUGCAUGUUGCCUGAAUGCCCGGUGGACUGUAUGGUCUCAGAGUGGUCAGAGUGGUCGGAGUGCAACAAGUCCUGCGGUAAAGGGCACACGAUUCGCACUCGAAUGAUCAAACUGGAGCCGCAGUUCGGGGGCAGCUCUUGUCCCGAGACCAUCCAGCGGAAGAAAUGCAAGAUCAGGAAGUGCCGCACAAAAGGGGGAGGCAGAAGCAAGGCCAAGGAAUUGGGUGCAGCGGGUUGCCGCAUGCAGCCAUGGACCAGCUGGACUGACUGCACUAAACCCUGCGGAGGAGGCUUACAGGAGCGCUUCAGGGUGCCAAAGAGAAGGGGAAAGGGCAACUGCAAGGACCGGAGGGAGAUCCGUGCCUGUAACAAUGAUUCCUGCUACUACUGAGCAGGGAGGAAAGGAGUGUCGCAAACAUCAGAAAUGUCUAAAUUUAAUAAGAAACUUGUUCUGUGUUGGCGGAAGGGAGGAGAGGGCGAUGCUAAUGGGUUAGUUUCAAACUUUCAAAAAGGAGAGAUGGGCGAAAGAGGAAGCAAGUGAUGAACUCAGAAGAUGGAAAACAGAGUACAGAAAGAGAAGGUUUGAUGUUUAGUGAAGCUGUUGUAGAAAUUAGUAAACAGGAAGGGUUUUCAUUUUAGAACACAAAGAAAGUAUUAGACACUAACAUCUGUGUCCUGCAAAACUGCAUUCGGAGAACUAACAGCUUUGUUAACCUCAGCAUUACCAACUCAUAAAACCCCUUCCACCAUCUGCAGUAUUGGUUUUAAAUUAUGCAAUCAUGGUAAAAAAAAAAAAAAAAAAAAAAAGACGCCCUUUUUC
Molecule: messenger RNA, 1965 nt
Organism: Poecilia latipinna (sailfin molly)
Lineage: Eukaryota; Metazoa; Chordata; Actinopteri; Cyprinodontiformes; Poeciliidae
Product: spondin-1-like
Exons: 10
Biological process (GO): cell adhesion
Cellular component (GO): extracellular matrix
Source: RefSeq, a predicted model, not a curated record